Messenger RNA from Tuber melanosporum (Perigord truffle), 3056 nucleotides. RefSeq lists its product as uncharacterized. The transcript has 6 exons. The coding region runs from base 816 to 3056 and encodes 746 amino acids. The record is from RefSeq and is a predicted model, not a curated record. Gene Ontology annotation, molecular function: oligopeptide transmembrane transporter activity. Gene Ontology annotation, cellular component: fungal-type vacuole membrane. Lineage: Eukaryota; Fungi; Ascomycota; Pezizomycetes; Pezizales; Tuberaceae.
GCGGGUAAUGCCGCGAGGGAGCAACACCCUCUGUGUAUAAGAUACAAGGGGUGGGAAAACCCGCAUCCUCCGAUGCUACCAGGCCAAUUUGUCGUUCAAUCAUUGAAUGCAGGUACGGUUCAACACAUAUAAGAUUGCGCUGGAAACAAGGGGCACGGUACAUUCAAGUCCCGUGCGAAUCCGGAUACCCUUCCUCUCUGAUCCAGCGAGUGCUUUUAUAUGAGGAUUGGACGCUGCCGCAGAAUUUCUACUGUUCAGCGAGGUAUCCGGUUCAGCGGGAUGUAGCGGUAGAGUGCUAUGGAGUCGCUUUAUCGUUCAUGUAGGGGGGUUAGUUAGCCGUAGUAGGCAGAUAGAAGGGGGGGACAACAAGAAGAGGAAGAGUAUGAUACUCGAGUAGAUGGAGGAGGGGGCAAGGAAGCAAGGGACCUUGCAUGAAGCGGUUGUAAUAGCACCGGGCAACUGGAGCGAUAGACCGGGCAGAAUUGCGUGCAGCUCGCCGGGCUCCCAUAUGCACCUAGGGAAUUUUUACCGUCGCGCGUCGAGAGCCUAAGGGUAGAGAUAUCGUAGCCUAUCGCUGCGAAUGGGAUCACGCAACCAUAUCGUCCCUAAUCGAGGGAGCUCCAAUUAGCACCCAGCUGUAGCCAUGAAAGAAACUGCCGUUACCGUAAGGGAGAGAGUGCUUAUAUACAAAGUCAACGGCUCAUAUUCCUGAUCCGCCCUCCUUCUUUCUUCUCUCAUUUCUUUCCUCUCCAGUCCCACCCCCAAUUCUACCUUUGAGUUUCGAGAAGCCAUUGGAAAGGAUUCGCUGGAAGGGAAUGGGUACCAACGCCAAUGAGAUCAUGGGGGGCAUAGAAACCCUCCCGCAAGAGGAGAAACAUGGUUUCGAUGAGAAACACAGGGCUAGGGAUGAGGACGACAGCAUUGCAUCUGAGCCCGAUUGGGAUCCCUUCACCCCGUUUCCUAUCGUGGAGGGAGCCCCGGAAGAAGCUCGCUCACAGAUUCUCACUAUUCGUGCGGUUGUUGUUGGGUGUAUCCUAGGAGGUUUGGUCAAUGCCUCCAACGUUUAUCUAGGUCUGAAAUCCGGAUUCACCUUUGCGGCGAAUUUGGUUGGAGCCAUCUUUGGUUUUGCUAUCUUGACAGCAUUCAGCAAGACGCUCGGUCAGAACUUCCCCAUUCUUGGUGGCUCGUUCGGGCCGAAGGAGAACUCCAUUGUUCAGACUGCUGCUACUGCUGCCGGUGGUCUCGGCGGUAUCUUUGUGACUGCCAUUCCGGCUCUGUACCAAUUGAAAUUGCUCAAGGACCCUGUGUCGGAUUUUCCCCGUUUGAUCACUUUCACCAUUGUCUCGGCGUACUAUGGGUUGUUUUUCGCUACUCCUUUGCGGAAGUUUUUCAUCAUCCAUACUGCGAGGGAAUUGAAGCUCUACUUCCCCACGGCAACCGCCACGGCAAUGGCCAUCCGCUCUAUGCAUUCCCUUACCGGGGCUGCGGGAAGGGCUUCGAAGAAGAGGACCAAGGCACUAUCUAUAUCAUUUCUCGUUGCAGUUAGCUUCCGUGUUGGGUCUUCUUAUGUUCCCGGCGUUUUGUGGGAUUGGCAUAUCUCCACUUGGUUCUUUGUUUGGUCUGGAUACACAAACCAGGCCCUUGCCAUUGAGAACUGGGGCUGGAUCUUUGAAUGGACUCCUGCAUUUAUCGGAAGUGGAAUGCUUGUUGGUCUUAACCCUGCUAUUUCGUUCUUCGCUGGUUCCGUCCUUGCUUGGGGUAUCAUUGGCCCUACUCUUGUACAUAACGGCAUGGCAUAUGGCGUUCAAAUGUUUUCGGAGGGGGAUCCAGGAUACGAAAAGUGGAAGGAUUUAGUUAGCUUCUAUUCCUUCAACCUAAAGGAUCCCAUCAACCAUCCUUCCCCCCGGUACUGGCUUCUCUGGCCCGGUGUACUUGUGAUGCUUGCUGCCUCCUUCGCCGAACUUUUUGUGCAGUACAAAUUAAUCUGGUUCGCUUUCAAAUCGGCCUGGAAAGGAAUUGCAAUGGGCCUCAACACGAGCGUAAGAAAAUUUGGCAGGGAGAUCCCAUUCUUCGAAAAACACUCCCAGAUUGAGGUGGAGGACUUGGUUGAGGACCCCGCAUCGGAAGAUGAACAAGUCAAACUCUGGCAAUGGGGCCCCGCACUAAUCGUCACUAUUAUUGCAACCUGCAUUGUCCUUGGCCUGCAGUAUCACUUGAACGUCGGCAUGUCGAUUCUCGCCAUUCUCCUAGGUUUCAUCUUCUCGUUCUUGGUGAUUCAGUGUACAGGGGUAACGGAUGCUACCCCGUUGACCACGGCUGCAAAGGCCUCCCAACUCAUCCUUGGUGGUGCAUCAUCGGGUGCUAACCUCCCGCAAGCUACUGCUGAAAGACUGAAUCUUAUCGGAGGAGCCAUCGCAUCAGGAGCUGCAUCCCAAAGUACUGAUCUCACAGCUGACUUUAGGGUCGGCUUCCUCCUCCGUACCCCGCCAAUUUUGCAAUGGUACGCGCAAGCGAUGGGUUCUGUUGUCGCAAUGUUUAUGUCCCCAGGAAUUUUCAUCCUAUUCAUGAAGGCCUACCCCUGCGUUGUAGAUCUCGAGGCUGAGAAAUGUACCUUUUCCGCCCCAUCAGCCGCAGCCUGGCGUGCCGUUGCAAUCGCCGCAACAAACCCAACCAUACCAAUCCCGAAAUCUUCCGGCAUCUUCUCCAUUCUCUUCGCCAUCCUAGCAGUAAUCAUGGUCCUCGUGAGGCACAACUACCUUACAGGACACCGUGAGAAGUACCGAGCAUACGUACCCAACUUUAUGACCAUGGGUCUCGCUUUCGUCCUUCCACAAACGCAGUACGCUACUGCUAUGACGACUGGCGCUUUCGUUGCUUACUUCUGGGCCAAGAGGAAUCCUGCCACCUUCGAUAUCUUCGCUUACGCUAUUGCCGCUGGUAUGAUGGCUGGUGAAGGGUUUGGCGGGGUGGUUAGUGCUAUUGCUGAGAUUGCAGGGUUCGGGUCAAGUGUUCACGGAAUUGCUACUGGAUGUCCUGGAGAUAUUUUUUGUGGUUAG